This is a messenger RNA of Vigna angularis (adzuki bean), 1185 nucleotides long. Its product is annotated as pathogen-associated molecular patterns-induced protein A70-like. Bases 128 to 943 code for a protein of 271 amino acids. Lineage: Eukaryota; Viridiplantae; Streptophyta; Magnoliopsida; Fabales; Fabaceae. The record is from RefSeq and is a predicted model, not a curated record. The transcript has a single exon.
CUGACGAAUGCAUGAAAGCAAACGUUAAACCUGUCCUUUUAUAUAAGAAACCACACACCCUUCCUUCCAUUCCCACAGUGCCAAACACAUCCAUCGACCAAAAAACAGAAGAGAAUCUGACCCAACAAUGAGUGAAACAGCAGCAAGAGAUUUUUCAGUUUAUGGUGCCAUGGCAAGUUGGUUCACACCCUCGUAUCUGUUCAUCUUCAUCAACCUUGUCAUUGGAACCAUAGCCAUCACCUCUCGUUUCACCACCACACCAAAACGCCAACGCCAACACCAACACCAACACCAACACCAACUCAUCCGUUCUCCCUCUUUGCUGGACAGAUUCACAUCCUUCAACCUACGUUAUCGCAAACAUGAAACGACAGCAACGUUAACGCCUCACAACGUUGUUGUGGAGUCUGUCCAGAUUCUAGACUCGCCUCGGCCGGUUCAAAUCGGUUCCUUCGAUACGACCGAGACCCGAGAAGGAGAUGAAGUUAAAAGUGAUAACUCACCCCAGUUGGACCGGGUUCCGUCUUCGUCGUUGAUGAACCGGAUUAGGUCUUUUAGUUUUCGUAGAACAGAAAGUGAAAGAUCCGAGCCGGUCCAAAAUUCUGAGUCUGGAAUGAAUCUGGUACGAACUCCAUCUUUGUUGGAGCACGUUAGGCGUUUUAGUCUGGAUUUAGGUAAAGUGCAGAAGGAAAGUUGUGACUCGGUUGAGCAGCAAUUAAGCCGUGCUCCUUCCUUCCUGCAGCGGCUUAAGUCCUUGACCUUUGACAGAUCGGAGUCCGAAGCUGAGGUGAGAGAUGGUGGGGAGUUCGUGGAGGAAAGGGAAGAAGAGGAAGGGGUGGACGCUAAGGCUGAUGAUUUCAUCAACAGGUUUAGGCAGCAACUCAGGUUGCAGAGGCUUGACUCUAUUCUACGAUGCAGGGAUAUGCUCACACGAAACUCAUAAUAACACUUGAAUUUAAUAUUAUUUGAAGGAGAAGAUCACCUUUUUCCGAAUGUUUCUUGCUUGAACACGAGAAUUUGGCUACCUGGUCUGUUGUCUGUAAUCUGUAUUUGUAAACCGUUGCUGUGUUGGUAUUGUUAUUCGAAAAAAAAAUAAUUAAUCGAUAUGUAUAGCAAGCAGCUAGCGAUAAUCUUUUGAAUGUAGACAAUUUUUAAAGAUGAAGUCUGAGUUUUUAUUUUAUUUUA